Molecule: messenger RNA, 567 nt
Organism: Trichoplusia ni (cabbage looper)
Lineage: Eukaryota; Metazoa; Arthropoda; Insecta; Lepidoptera; Noctuidae
Exons: 2
Coding region: 43-309 (88 amino acids)
Source: RefSeq, a predicted model, not a curated record
UCUUAUUCCUUUCAGGUUCUGUGCAUCUUAGCUGUGUGUGCGAUGGCUGCAGUGUCAGCGGAGCAUGCGUACUCGUCCCAGUACAUCCACAAGCACGACGGACACCACACGCCUGUGCAUGUACACGACAAGCACCAUCAUCAUCACCACGUCGACUACUAUGCUCCUGCCAAGUACGAGUUCGAAUACAAGGUAGACGACCCUCACACCGGCGACCACAAGUCUCACCACGAGGAACGCCACGACCAUGACACCAAGACCAAGUACUCUGCGCACAUCGACCACAUCAUACCUCACCAUCAUCACUAACUGUUUACCUGUCUUCAUUAUAGUUGUCACCUGUGCCAGUACUAAGAGCACUUAAAAACGGGCUAUCUCGAUCGUGAAAGCGAGAAAUCUCUACAACGCACGAAAAGCGUUCUCACUUUUAUGAGUUAAGACCAAUCUUCUCUAAGAGCUCAUAGUCGGCACAAUGUUUAAGGCCUAGUUGUUUUAUAUUGCAAUAUGUACCUGUUAGUAGAUGUAAAAUACAUUAAUUAUCAAAAAUAUUAUAUUUCGUUUUUAUUA